Puccinia graminis f. sp. tritici CRL 75-36-700-3 is the source of this 3410-nucleotide messenger RNA. RefSeq lists its product as uncharacterized. Lineage: Eukaryota; Fungi; Basidiomycota; Pucciniomycetes; Pucciniales; Pucciniaceae. The record is from RefSeq and is a predicted model, not a curated record. Gene Ontology annotation, cellular component: plasma membrane; extracellular region; site of polarized growth. Gene Ontology annotation, biological process: osmosensory signaling pathway via Sho1 osmosensor; fungal-type cell wall organization; signal transduction involved in filamentous growth. The transcript is spliced from 3 exons. The annotation marks the transcript as partial. Gene Ontology annotation, molecular function: osmosensor activity.
UGAUGAUGAUGAUCAUCAUCAUCACGAUCAGCUCAAACCCAACUCAACCCAACCCCAGCAAACCGUCCCCUCCGAAUACGGACGAGAACAACCUGGGCUCAUUCCUAGCCAAAGAUAACCUCACCUCGGCUUCGAUUCCCUUCAAGUUCAACACCACCGCCACCACCCCUCAACCCACCAAGAACUCCGGCUCAGAGCAAACCGAGAAUAAUCUGGCAUCCUUUCUCUCCAAGGAUAACAUCACUUCGGCUUCGAUCCCCUUCAAGUUCAAUAGCACCACCACACAGCCCACCAAGAACUCGAGCCCUAAUACGGAUGAUAAUCUGGCCUCGUUCCUCUCCAAAGAUAACAUCACAUCGGCUUCGAUCCCAUUCAAGUUUGAUAACACUAAAACCCAGCCAUCCAAGAACUCGAGCCCCAGUACGGACGACAAUCUGGCCUCGUUCCUCUCCAAGGAUAACAUCACAUCGGCUUCGAUCCCGUUCAAGUUCAAUAACACCAGCACCCAGCCGACCAAGAACUCGAGCCCCAAUACGGACGAUAAUCUGGCCUCGUUCCUGUCCAAGGAUAAUAUCACAUCGGCUUCGAUCCCGUUCAAGUUUAAUAACACCAGCACCCAGCCGACCAAGAACGCGAGCCCCAAUACGGACGAUAAUCUGGCCUCGUUCCUGUCCAAGGAUAAUAUCACAUCGGCUUCGAUCCCGUUCAAGUUUAAUAACACUAAUGUCGGGACUGGUCAACAGACUAAGAAGAACUCGUCGUCGAGCUCUAAUACGGAUGAUAACUUGGCUUCGUUCUUGUCCAAGGAUAACCUCACCUCGGCUUCUAUCCCGUUCAAGUUCAACAGCACUAACGUCGGCACUAGUCAGCAGACCAAGAAUCCCAACUCUAAUACGGAUGAUAACCUGGCCUCCUUCCUGUCAAAGGACAACCUCACCUCCUCAUCCACCCCGUUCAAGUUCAACACAACUGCUGCUGCCCUCACCUCAUCCUCCAAAUUCAAUUCAACAACCGAGAACAACGACCAACCUUCGCUGAUCAAUGCAAUGAAUGCGACCAUGACCUCGAGUCCGUUUAAAUACAACACCACCAACGAAAACAACCUCGAUCAGGCCAAUGCCAGUUUGCUCUCUGCUCCCUUCAAAUUCAACCAAACCAACUCUACCUCCGCUCAUUCGACCAACAGCGAAAGUGAGCCCAGCCUGGCAGCCAUCGGUCAAGAUAAAGCAGCCAACACCACCUUGGUAUCCAACACCUUCCAGCUCAACUCGACUACUGGUGCUGGUCUACAGAGCAACAACGUGACUGCGAUCGAUAAGGAUAAUGCCGUCCUGACAUCCUCUCCAUUCAAGUACAACUCCACCAAUCUCAAUUCUUCGGACUCCAAUGGGCUCUUGUCCUCAAACAAUAGCAACAACAACGCAACCAAUUCCACUCCCGUCUAUACUCCUUAUCACAGCGAUCCAAAGCCUGCGCCUGCCUUUGUUCCCGUCACCUCCCUCUUUGUUAACCCGCGUCCAGCGGACCCAGUUGGUCCAUCGACCGCUCCACCGUCUGUGGAGACCUCGCUACCUUCUGCUGGAGCACCACCUAAGAAGUCAUCGCCCACCCCGUUCCCGUCAAGCUGGCCACGUUACAUCGUCCCUACCAAUGCGCCAACUUCGGCUCCUGCAAACUCGACUCUGAUCUCGAUCUUGUUUACCGAUGCGCUCAAUUGGCCAUGGCUGGUCACCAACUCGAAUGCCUCCUCGCAAGUCCUCGUCUUCAUGCCCGAGUUGAUCGCCUCGAGCUUGCAGAUCCCUGAGGACCAGGUGGUCACCCAGUCCUUACAAGCUUAUCAGCCCGUCAACUUCAAUCCUAGUAACGAGGCCAGCAUGUUGACCUUAUGGCUGGGCUACAUUCCCAGCCAAUACGUCGGUCAAUUACAAGCAAUGAUUCGUGCCCCUCAGAGUCGGUUCUACUCCAGUACUAAUUCGGGUUUUGAGAGCCUUGGCUAAGACCGUUGACCCAUCGCUACCUAUUUCGACUUAUGAAAAGAAGACACCGGCGAGUCAAGCAGCCGCCAACCCUACGUCAACAGAUGACGGGGAUCCACCACCUGCCAACCAAAGUCAAAAGAUAGCGGUCAUAGCCUCGGUGACGACAUGUGGGGCGGCGAUCCUAGCGAUCGGGCUGGUGAUAGCCGCACGCCAGUCGAGGCGAAGGAUGAUCGGACGAUCUCUGCAGGGUUCGCCGGGCUCGUCGAGUCUGCGGAUCGGCGCGCCGAUGAUUGGCAGUUUCCAGCGGGGCCAGGACGGGCUACCGGUGCCACACCAAGGCCGGAUGGAACAAGUCUCUGCGCUUCCGGUCUCCGGCGGGGCUGCCCAGCCCACACGAAGCUCAGACUCUGGUGGCGGUGGCGGCUCGUAUGUCCGGCACGAGUACGGACAGGCGCGAACGACGUCGCUGAUCCAGCAUCCCUUCCAGACGGCCAAUGCGUCCGAUCGGAUCAGUUGGUGGGGCAGGAUGAGCGGGAUCCUCGGCGGCGGCGGCGGCACCUCGGCUGGUCGACAUGACGAUCAUCUGGCUGGCGGCGAUCACACUAACCUCUCCUUCGAAUCCGCCGUCGACCAUUUCAGACCUUCUCCCUCCCCUCCGCCCGCUUCUUCUUCUGCUUCUGCUCGUCAGAAUCAUCAGCAACAGAGAAGAGUUCAGAUCACCAGGGGUGCUGAUGGUCUUGUCUCCGGUAUCGGUAGACCGGUUAUGAGGGAAAACUCGUUGUUCUUUUGAUUCCCCCCCUCUUUUCUUCUUGGUGUGUGUAUAUGCACAUUGACACCACUGACAGCAAGCAUUCCUUGACCAUCCACUCACUCUUAUACGCUCGUUUACGAUCUCAAUAUACAUACUUCAUAGGAUUGAUUGGAAGGGAUUAAAUCAGAUUGCAAGAUCUACUUCCUUCUCAACUCUCACUUUCUCUCUUUUUUUUGAUGAUUUAGUUUUUUUUUGUUUUGACGUAAAUAUAUACACGAGUCUCACUCUUUUUAUCUUCCAUUCCUUCAACCACACCAACACCAACCCACGAAAAAAACACACAAAAAAAACACUCAUUUAGUAUUUAUUUAUUUUUCUUCUCCUGAAUCAAAAAAAAAUGCAAAAAAAAAUUCUUACGCUCUCUUAUAGGUUUUGGCAUGUUUCAACUACUCCCUCUCUUUAUCUCAUAUACUCCUUUAAACUGCACCCUCCUCUUCCUUGGCCAACAUUAUAUCUCUACUCUCUCUCUCUCACAUUCAUUCACCUAUACUCAUUUGGUCACUACAUGACAUAUAUAUAUAUAUGAUACGUUACAAACACAAUUGAGCUGUUUAUUUUACUUGCUAGGUGGAUCUCCUUCUUCUGCUCCUUUAUCUCUCCCCCCCCCCCCCUCCCCUCAC